Molecule: messenger RNA, 645 nt
Organism: Melampsora larici-populina 98AG31
Lineage: Eukaryota; Fungi; Basidiomycota; Pucciniomycetes; Pucciniales; Melampsoraceae
Exons: 3
Coding region: 1-645 (214 amino acids)
Source: RefSeq, a predicted model, not a curated record
AUGUCUCAAACUAGACCGGCUAAGCCUGCUCGCCCAAGUCGAGUUGUUCAAAUAUGUGAAUUCAUUGAUUCUAUACCUUCGUUUGAUCCAAAGAAGUUUGUGCAAUCGUUUCUGGAUUCACCGGACUCUACCUUAGCAAGUCGCCGCCGCCUCUGGGCAACAGCUACAGGCUGGUCUUCAACUACUCGGCUUAUGAGAUCAAUCAAAAGACUUGCAAAAUCUACAGCUGCUGGAACAGCUCUAUGGGAGUCUUUCAUAUCAGACGAGGCUGAGCAAAUAGUAAUUUCUCAGUCAAUGCCCAGCGGCAAGGCCCCGGAUGGCUCUUUUUAUAGCUCUAAAGCAAUCGACCACGCCUUCUUUGAGAAAGAUAAUGAAGAAGAAAGAGAGAGAAAAGUUAGGCAACAUAUGCCAUUCCUCUACAACCUUAUACAAGCAAAAAUCAAAGACGCUCAGCUUCAAAGAAAUUCACGAAGAGACUUAGAGGUACAACUGAAACGAAAGCGAUCUGAAACAAAUCCUAGAAUUGAAGAGGAUGAUGAUUCUGAUUCUGAUUCUGGACUCGCACUUGAAACCAACAAGGAUGCGGAAAACAUGUUUCCUACCAUCGGGAGACUGAGCGUGAGAUUCAAGAACAAUUUCAGUUGA